Messenger RNA from Mauremys mutica (yellowpond turtle), 2825 nucleotides. It is a transcript of the gene NAT16, whose product is annotated as N-acetyltransferase 16 (putative). Gene Ontology annotation, molecular function: acyltransferase activity, transferring groups other than amino-acyl groups. The transcript has 3 exons. The coding region runs from base 276 to 1247 and encodes 323 amino acids. The record is from RefSeq and is a predicted model, not a curated record. NCBI's taxonomy places the organism in Eukaryota, Metazoa, Chordata, Testudines, Geoemydidae.
UUCUGGGUAAAAAGUCUUAAUCUAGAUAUGCUAACUUUGCCGUAGCUUAACAUACAGGAUAUGGUCUGUAGGUCUCUUGCCUUCCAGCCAAACUUACUUUAAUAUUAAUCUAUAAACCUAUUACAAUAAACCAAAUACUUAAACUAGAAGAAAAGCUCUAGCUGUGCAAGCAAGCAGGUUAACAGCCCUGGUGUGUGCGGAUGUCCGGGGAUGUCCCCUGCCCGCGGCGGUUUCAUGCCUUUGCUCUCGCUCCGCAGCCCUGCUAGCCGGGCGGCAUGAAGUUGGAGCCGGGGCUGAGCAGCGACCCGCAGCUGCAGUUCGUGGUGGCGACGGAGAAGGAGUUUGAGGAGAUCCUGGCCAUGUCGAAGGGCAUCUACGGGGGCCUGGAUUAUCUCCCCAGCCGCUACCACGCCUGGAUCCGCGAGCCCAACCGCACCGUGGUGCUGGCCAAGAAAAACGGAGUAGUGAUCGGGCUGCAGUCGGUCUGCGUGGUGGACGCUGGGGAGACGGCGCUGGUGGAGGGGCUGCGCGUGGCGCCCUGGGAGCGGGGCAAGGGCAUGGCCGGCGUCCUGCAGCGGUUCUGCACCGAGCUGGUCAAGGAGCAGCACCCCGGGGUCAAGGUGUCACGGCUGACGCGGGACGACAAGCUGGGCCCCAAGGACUUCAAGAAAUACCGGCUGAUCACCAAGCAGGGCAUCCUGCUGGUGCGGUUCAACGCGGCGGAGCUGCUGGCCCGGCUGGACGCGGCCGUGGCCCAGCUGCGGGCGGGCGGCUUCCAGCCGCUGCCCACGGAGGCGCUGGAGCCGGGCGAGGUGCGGGGCCUGGUGCUGAGCCCGGCCUUCCAGAGCGAGGUCCUGCCCAACCGCACCAUCAUCCAGGACUGGCAGCCCUACAAGCCCAGCGAGCCCAACCUCGCCCUGCUGCAGCAGAAGCAGCUGCACUGGGUGGUGGAUUGCAAGGCCCGGCCCACGGCCGCCUCCCUCUGCACCCAGCCCUUCCCCAUCCCGCUGGGCGAGGACUGGGUCUACCUCAACAUCGACGCCUUCGGCCGCCACCCCGCCCAGCUCAAGAGCCAGCUGCUGCACCACCUGCGGGCCCGCCUGCCCGCCCUGCGGGGCAACGUCAUGUGCCAGCUCUUCCUGGAGCCCGGCCUCUGGGGGGAGCUGGCCGAGUUCUGCCGGGCUGGCCUGCGGCUGGAGCUGGCCAAGGGCUACACCGAGCAGUACCUGCUGGAGGCAGAUAUCUAGGGAGCUGGGGGGCAGGGGGAUGCUCCCGCCCCCCCACUUCCUGGCCCUGCAGAAGCACUUUCUGAGCCUUGUUUCUCAUCCCUCCCCAACCCGUUCCUGGCCCCCUAGAGGAACUCUCCUAGGAGACGUGACCCCCCCCCCACCCGCUUGGCAAGCCCUAGCGACGGUCGAUAGAGCUGAGCAACGGUCGGCAUGGCGAUGGAACCUAGUGAUGCAACAGAGCCCAGUGAUGGUUGAUGGAGCCUAGCAACAGUUGACAUGGUGCCAGGCCCCAGAUGGUUGACAUGAUGAUGGAGCCCAGUCAUGGUUGACGGAGCCUAGCAACAGUUGACAUGGUGCCAGGGCCCAGAUGGUUGACAUGAUGACAGAGCCCAGUGAUGGUUGAUGGAACCUAGCAACAGUUGACAUGGCAACGGAGCCCAGUGAUGGUUGAUGUAGCCUAGCAACAGUUAACAUGGUGAUGGAACCCAGAGAUGGUUGGCAUCGCAAUGGAGCCCAGUGAUGGUUGAUGGAUCUUAGCAACAGUUGACAUGGCAAUGGAGCCCAGUUAUGGUUGAUGGAGCCUAGCAACAGUUGACAUGGAUACAGAGCCUGGUGAGGGUUGGCAUGGCGAUGGAGCCCACUGAUAGUUGAUGGACCAUAGCAACUCUUGACACGAUGACAGAGCCCAGUGAUGGUUGAUGAAGCCUAGCAACAGUUGACACGGAGAUGGAGCCCACUGAUUGUUGAUGGAGCCUAGCAACAGUUGACACGGUGACAGAGCCCAGUGAUGGUUGAUGGAGUCUAGCAACAGUUGACACGGUGAUGGAGCCCAUUGAUGGCUGAUGGAGCUGAGCAACAGUUGAUGUGAGAAUGGAGCCUAGUGACGGUUGGCAUGGCAACAGAUCCCAAUGAUGGUUGAUGGAGCCUAGCAACAGUUAACAUGACAACAGUGGUUGACAGACCCUCCCACAGGCUGGUGGAUCCCUGAGACGGUCGCCAUGCCGACGGAGCCCUAGCAAUGGCUGCUGGAAACCCAUGUGCAGGGCUCAGCUCUCCCCUCCCCCUAAAAAACCCGCCUGGAAGCCAGGCCUAGAGCCCCCCGCCCCCCCAGUGAUGCCUCUAAACUGAGUAACGUGCAAUAUAGAGUCUCAUAAACGGAGAUAUAUUUAUAAAGUCGCCUGCAACACGAAUCCUCCCCCCUCAUCAUGCCAUUAGAGCCCCCCCCCAGCGCUAGAGCCCAUCCCCCCCAUCCCGCUGCUGGAUCCCCUCCCCGGCACUACACACUAAACCCUCCCCCACCCCCAGCGCAUUUCCCCUCCCCCCUGCCCGGGGAGGUCAGGAGCAGGGAUCCUGCCUCCCUCCCUCCCUCCCUUGGGGCAGUAACUUGUGGGGUGCCCCUCCCGCCCGCUUUGCCUUUGCUGUCCCAGGCUGGGCUGAGCCCACUGUAUUAUUAACGCUAGUCUCUGAUCCAGGUUAGAUCAGCGAUUCCCCCCACCCCAACUCCGGGGCUGAACAGAAUGGGGGGGGCUGGGGGCCCUGGUUUCUUACCCCCCAAGUUGUGAUUCCCUCCCCCCAUCCCAUGUGGCAAUAAACCCC